GUUGGCGCCAUGAUAUCCCCCACCACCGUGACCGAGUUUCUACCCAUGCUUGACGACACGGCACCAUCGACUGAGGCCAAGACGAACGACAACCAAGUAGUCGCCGUCACGGACAAGAACGACGUCAUUGCAAUCAACAAAGGAUACCACGCCCCGGUCCAGCCCGCGACGCUCGGGUGGCACGACUUGCGCUACACGGUGCAAGCCAAGUCGCUUCUCGGCAAGAAAGGGCCGACCAAGACGAUCCUCAAAGGUAUCUCGGGCCACGUGGCACCCGGACAACUCACGGCCAUCAUGGGACCGUCUGGCAGCGGCAAGACGACGCUGCUCGACAUCCUCGCGGACCGCAUCGCGACAGGCGUCGUCGAAGGCGACCUCGAAGUCAACGGUCGGCCGCGCCACUCGGCCUCGUUCCGCAAGAUGGCCACGUACGUGGCGCAGGAAGACUCUCUCCUCGGAUCGUUUACGGUUCUCGAGACACUCCGAUUCGCAGCCCGCAUCUCGCUCAAGGCCCCGGCCGACGUCUUGGAAGAGCGCGUUCAGAACGCCAUCGCAGACAUGGGUCUAACCAGCUGCGCCAACACGCGCGUGGGCGACAUCUUUUUCAAGGGCAUCUCGGGCGGCCAGAAGCGCCGGCUCUCGAUCGCGAUCGCGCUCCUCACCAACCCUUCGAUUUUGCUUCUUGACGAGCCGACGUCGGGGCUCGAUGCUGCAUCGACGUACUACAUUAUGAAGUACAUUGCCAAGCUCUGUGACGCCGGCCGGACCGUGGUGUGCACCAUCCACCAGCCGUCGACCGACGUGUACAACCUCUUCUCGACCUUGUCGAUCCUUGUCGAAGGCCGAACUGUCUUUUUCGGUCCCCCCGCAUCGGCCUUGACGCACUUUGCGUCGCUCCACUACCCGUGCCCCAACUACUCGAAUCCCGCCGAGUACUUUGUCGGUCUUGUCAACACGGACUUCGAAGGCCAUGCCGACGUGAACGCGUUCGUCGAUGCAUUCGCCCGCAGCGACCUCGGCGCUUCGGUCGUCCGCGCCUUCCAAGCCGACCGCACGUUGAGCCGCAAGAGCGACGUGUUGAAUCACGAAGCAUCGGCGUUCACGCAGUGGCAAGUGCUGCUGCAGCGCAACUUGCUCAACAAUGCGCGCAACCCGGGUUUGUUUUGGGUCCGUCUCUUCAUGUACAUCAUGCUCGCGUUCAUGGUCGGCACCAUGUACUACCACACGAAUGCGGCGCUGACGAAGGAAGACUUGCUCCCGCUCCUCUUCUACGUUCAAGCCUUCCUCGUCUUUAUGAGCGUGGCGGUGCUGCCCUUCUUCAUCGAGCAGCGCGCGUCGCUCAUGUGUGUCAUUGCGGCGGCCGUGCCCCACUACAUUAUCGGCAUUGCACUUGGCGCUGGUCUCUUUGGCAUGUUUAUGCUCUGCGAAGGCUUCAUGGUGCCCCGCCACGCGAUCCCCGACUACUGGAUCUGGGCCUACUACCUCGCGUUCCACACGUACUCGUUCGAGUCAUUUGUGUAUACGCAUUUCAACCCGAUCCAGGCGACCGAUGCGACCGCGAAAGCCAUUCUGGUGCGCUACGGCUUUCAAGACGUCGACGUCGACCGCAACAUGGUCAUCCUCGUCGGCUACACGGUCGUCUUUCAGCUGCUCUUUGGGUGGAUCUUGUACCGCUUCCACACGGGCCGCCGUUAA
Messenger RNA from Saprolegnia diclina VS20, 1695 nucleotides. RefSeq lists its product as hypothetical. The record is from RefSeq and is a predicted model, not a curated record. The transcript has 2 exons. Gene Ontology annotation, molecular function: ATP hydrolysis activity; ATP binding; ABC-type transporter activity. Gene Ontology annotation, cellular component: membrane. Bases 10 to 1695 code for a protein of 561 amino acids. NCBI's taxonomy places the organism in Eukaryota, Oomycota, Saprolegniomycetes, Saprolegniales, Saprolegniaceae.